Molecule: messenger RNA, 3060 nt
Organism: Diachasmimorpha longicaudata
Lineage: Eukaryota; Metazoa; Arthropoda; Insecta; Hymenoptera; Braconidae
Gene: csul
Product: protein arginine N-methyltransferase 5
Exons: 3
Coding region: 404-2350 (648 amino acids)
Biological process (GO): peptidyl-arginine N-methylation; regulation of DNA-templated transcription
Cellular component (GO): nucleus; cytosol
Source: RefSeq, a predicted model, not a curated record
AAAGUUUUUAAAAUAUUUUUUCAUACUGCAACAAAGCCCUACGACAAUUCCGCAAAAUUUGAGAUUUAUAUAUUUCUGGAUAUUGUUCUGGAGCGUGAUUUACCCUGUGAUAAACAAAACGUCCUUAUUCGAAAGGGUAAUUAGUUUAUGGGACUGAACCACUACAAAUUCAAAUUCCCGCUCUCCCUCUAUCGGCCACCACCUGCAAUUGCACGUGCGAUCCCGCGCACAUGUGCAAGUUCUUCCCGUCCACGACAGUUACUGGCUCAAACAAAUCAGCAAAUCGUCUAACUUUAUUAUCAAACAUUUCACUUAGACCAUAUGCACUUAAUUAAGUCUGUCACGAAUACUCCACUGUCAACUACCUGCGAUAAAUCAGAUAAAAGUAAAUAAAUAGUACGACAUGGCAGGACCACCGAGGCAGAUGAUAUGUGGUCUGGACUACGGGACAGUCCCGGACAUUAACACUUGUUUAAGAGCAGCUUACGAUGCCAAUUACGUCUUCAUCAUGACGCCAAUGGUGCACCCCCAGUACGUCCAGGAAUUUAUCUCAGGGGUAGCAAAGAAUCGAGAGGGUGCCUUCACAAGGCCAGACCUCAUGCUGAAAAGCUCAGACUGGAAUCGUUUGAUCAUUGGAAAGCUCUCCCCCAGCAUCAACGUUGACUCGCCAAUUCCACACAUCCGAGCCAACAGUGAGGCCUCUCUGAGCCAAGAGCUGUCAUUCGCCGCUCACCUCGGGAUAAUGACAGUCACGUUUAAACUGAAUAGUUGUCUGAGCCAGAAUAUGAACUUAGCGAGAAUAAUUUAUGAUAAAAUGAUGUCACCUUCGACCCUGAAGUUUCUGGUUCAAGUCCCGAUGGAAAAUCCUUUGAAGGAAUGCCUAUCUCAUCGCACUGACGAGGAGGUUUCGUGUGAGAGCCCCUGGGAGUGGUGGAAUGGCUUCAGGAACGCCUGCGAUACUGACCGAAAACUGAGGGUGGCCCUUGUUGUCAGUUCAGACCUUCCUGACGAGGCCGAGAUCAACAGGUGGAUUGGAGAACCCGUCAGGGCUCUCAUUCUCCCCACCACCAUUUUCUUGAACAAUAAGAAGGGAUUCCCAGUGCUUUCCAAGGCUCACCAGAACCUCAUCCAGAGAUUCUGUGGUCUCAAUGUUCGGUUUAUCAUUACUGGAGCUAAUAGAGCUGAUAAACUCGCGUUCUAUCAAAACUAUUUAGAUCACUUGUGGAAGAGAGAGUACGCGGCUGAUGGGCCCCUCGAGCGCUUCUGUCGUGGCUACGAGGACUACCUGCAAGUGCCCCUGCAGCCCUUAAAGGACAACCUGGACUCAAGCACGUACGAAGUCUUCGAGGGAGAUCCAGUCAAGUACACCGAGUACCAAAAGGCCAUUUUCCAAGCAAUCGUCCACAAGAUGAAAUCAUCGAACAGAGAUACCUCACAAUCCCAAAACGACAAUUGCACAGACCUUGUAGUUGCCUCGGAUGAAUAUUCCAUAAGAAACAACAAGGAAUUGAUUAUAACAGUCGUUGGUGCUGGUCGAGGACCUCUGGUACGUGCAGCCCUGCAGGCAGCUGACCUGGCAAAAGCCAGAGUUCGUGUUUACGCAGUGGAGAAAAAUCCCAACGCCAUUGUGACUCUUCACGCCCUCAAGACAGAUGUCUUUGGGCCCAGGGUAACGAUCGUCGCCUGUGAUAUGAGGGACUGGAAGAGUCCAGAGAUGGCCGACAUACUUGUGUCUGAACUACUUGGCUCUUUCGGGGACAAUGAACUCUCGCCCGAGUGCCUGGACGGUGCUCAGAAUUUUCUCAAGGACGAUGGCAUCAGUAUCCCCCAGCGUUACACCUCCUACAUAGCGCCUGUACAGUCUGCCAAGCUUUAUCAGGGCCUCAAGGCCUUCUACGAUAAGGAAAAGGGUCCCCUAGCCAACUUUGAAACACCUCACGUUGUUUAUCUACAGAGUAAAUACGAUAUCGCACCUGUACAGCCUCUCUUCACGUUCUCACAUCCUAACAGAGACUUAAUUAUUGAUAAUUCGAGAUACGAUGUCAGGACGUUCAUGGUCCAACAGAAUUGUAUGCUGCAUGGCUUCUCUGGGUACUUUGAUGCUGUUCUAUUUGAUAAUGUCACGUUGAGCAUUGUCCCCGAUUCUCACAGCAAAGGAAUGCUAAGCUGGUUCCCCAUAUUCUUUCCCAUCAGGGAACCCAUUCAGUUGAAGGCUGGGGAUGAAAUUAAGGUGCACUUCUGGAGGAGGUGCACCUCCAAGAAUGUCUGGUAUGAGUGGACUCUGAGUAAACCUGUUCCUGUAGCCAUUCAUAAUCCUAAUGGGAGAUCUUCUACCAUUGAACUGUUUUGAUUGAUCAUCCCGUGGAUUAUUUUCUUUUCAUUUUUUCUGGUUGGACAUCGCAUUCCUGGGGAUUUUUGGGGAGUUUUCACAAUACGUUGGGCGUUGUUAAUAGCGAAUCGAGAGAAAGAUUCGCCUUUAAUGGUCUGCACUCAUGCGUGCGAGCAACUAUAGUUGGAAAUUGAUGAAUCAAUUCAGGCUUGUAAACUAGAACAGUUUGAGGAACGUUGGAAAACAUGAUGGCAAUGUUUAUUUAAUUAAUAAUUCAUUUGGAACAUUUUGUAAUGAGAACCCCACUCAGUUGAAGGUUGGGGAUGACACUUAAUUAAUUUUCAAAUUAUCUUCCACCAUUGAACUGUAUUUGAUCGAUGGACGUGGACUUUUUCUUUUCAUUGAAUUUUUUUCUGUUUGGGCAUUACCCUUUUUGGGGCCCACGAAGAAUUGUGACUGGAGUACGUAGAAUGAUACUUCUUUUAAUACAAUUAUAAUUUCAUACGUGAGAUGCAUUGUUUUGUUCUUACUGUGACAUGACCUGUGAUCGAUGACUACUUCAACUAAAACAAUUUGUUUUCUCUAAAUUUCCAUAGUUUAAGUGGAUAGGGCCAUUUUUGUCAUUACACAAAACAGGAGAAUGAAUUUCGGGAGCCACUGUCAUAUUCAAAAAUUGCUAUAUUUAAUUAUGCUUUUGUAAUAAACUUAUAUUGUAUCAAAGAGGACAAGAA